AUGGCGGAACAAAAUUCCGCAUUGAUCGCGGGUCUGGGCUGUCAGCCUGUCGAGAGCAGCUCAGAGGCGGACGCAGGAAUCAACUGGCAAUGGCUAGAGGAGCCGCAAGGCGCCACGGGCCUUGAGUGGGCGAAGCACGAGACGGAAAUCACACAGGAGCACCUGGACAGGCUCCCGCGCGCGCACAAACUCCAUGAAAAGCUCGAGAAGAUGAUUGAACAAAAUGCUGCACCGCCGACAUAUGCCCUAUGUGGACGCCUGUUUCGUCUGAGGCGCGACGCCGUCCGUAAAAGUGGCAUCAUCGAGGUUGCCGCAUUAGAAACACCCGACGAGUGGACAACCGUUAUCGAUAUUGAUGAUCUGAGGGAACGUGAGGGCAAGCCUUGGCAGCUGUCCCAAACCGUGUUACCAUGCUUUUCGAGUGUUUACUUGGGAGGUCAGUCCUCGCGACUGCUCCUCGGGCUGUCCGAGGGGGGUUCGGACGAGACGACAAUUCGCGAGUUUGACGUCGAUCAAGCCGCCUGGGUGACAGAUGGCUUUGCAGCCGGCCCAGGGCGCUUCAGUGCGGCAUGGCUCGACCUUGACCACGUCAUGAUCACGCAUGCGCUCAACGGCGGUCCCACUUGCAACACUGGCUGGCCGCUCAAUACAUACAUUUGGGCCAGAGGCACCGAACUUGCCGACGCAAAACUGGUGCACUCAGGCGACCCGGGCGAUGCAAUCUUAUACUGCUCGGCAGUCGGCACUGGCCGGACUCGUCGUGGCUUGAUUGGACAAGCCGCCACCUUUGCGGAUCUAAAAUUUCACACAGUGUCCAUAGACGGCACAGUCGAGAGAGCUAGCCUACCGCAAGGCCUAUCUCUAGCCAUGUUCCUCCCGUCAACAUCUACGCACUUGUUCGUGACCACAACAGAGGAAUCGACCAUUGGCAACAAGAAAAUCCGCAAAGACGCACUACUGGCAUGGAAGUAUACUCAUGGCCAAACCCGGACAUCGGUUGUUUAUGUCCCGGAGUCCGGUGAGGCCAUCCUCGAUGCAGUCACCGGAGGGAUCAGCGCCGGCCCUUCCAAAGUCUACUUCACCCUCCUAAAGCGAAACACAGAGAGGCGCAUGGUUAUGGAAUACGUCAACGACGAGUGGAAGCUUUGUCAGGCUAUUCCAACACCCACUGGCGCCUCAGCAAAGGUGCAAACGGCAGAUCCCUAUUCCGACAGUAUUAUUGUGGAGACCUCGGGCUUGCUAAACCCCAAACAUGUUUGCCUCGAGAAUGCUGGAGGGUCAAGGAAGACUGACUUGUACAGUCAAAAAGCAGCAUUUGACCACAGCAAUUGUGCAGUGGAGACGCAAGUGGCUACCAGCAAGGAUGGCACAGAAAUUGACUAUUUCAUCAUGGCACCCAAGCAGGGCCGGGAGAAGCUCCCAGUAUUGAUCACAGGGUACGGCGCAUUUGGCAUGAACUUUGACCUCAGCUAUGUUGGCCCAAUGCUGGGCGGGUUGAGCUUAGCCCUGUGGUUGGAGCUCGGAGGCGCUUUGGUUGUUCCCUUGAUACGUGGUGGUGGUGAAAGAGGCGAAGACUGGCACCAGGCGGCUCUGCGCGAGAACCGCCAGCGUUCGUAUGACGACUUUGCCGCCGUGGCAGAGGCGAUCAUUAGCAACGGGCUGACCUCGCCCCAGAAGUUGGGUGUCUUUGGCUUUUCUAAUGGCGGGCUCCUCGCAGCCGUGAUGGGGACGCAGCGCCCAGAUCUCUUUGGCGCUGUGGUCAGCGACGUACCAUUGACGGAUAUGCUCAGGUUCCCGGAGUUGGCCAUGGGGUCAGCCUGGCUCAACGAGUACGGCGAUCCCAAGGUUCCCGAGCAGGCCAAGGCUCUCCGAGCUUAUUCCCCAUUCCACAAUGUCAAACAGGGAACAGCCUACCCGCCCAUGCUGAUUACCUGCUCGACUCUGGAUGACCGGGUCGGCGUGGGUCAUUCCCGUAAGCUUGUGGCGAGGCUAAAGGAGGUCGAGUCACCUAAGACCUUCUUGUACGAAGAGACAGAAGGCGGUCAUAGUAGCUAUCGUGACCUCACCACCAACCACUUGCAUCACCUCUUCCGAGACAUGGAUGAUAGCCCAGUAAACAUCGAGUCAAAGGUGGGCACGGCUGGGCACAUCAAGAUCUCAAUGAGCGGGUGA
Parastagonospora nodorum SN15 is the source of this 2172-nucleotide messenger RNA. RefSeq lists its product as hypothetical. Gene Ontology annotation, molecular function: serine-type endopeptidase activity; oligopeptidase activity. NCBI's taxonomy places the organism in Eukaryota, Fungi, Ascomycota, Dothideomycetes, Pleosporales, Phaeosphaeriaceae. Gene Ontology annotation, cellular component: cytosol. The record is from RefSeq and is a predicted model, not a curated record. Gene Ontology annotation, biological process: proteolysis. The transcript has 3 exons. Bases 1 to 2172 code for a protein of 723 amino acids.